Messenger RNA from Branchiostoma floridae (Florida lancelet), 1577 nucleotides. Its product is annotated as forkhead box protein E4-like. The transcript is spliced from 3 exons. Gene Ontology annotation, biological process: anatomical structure morphogenesis; cell differentiation; regulation of transcription by RNA polymerase II. Gene Ontology annotation, molecular function: DNA-binding transcription factor activity, RNA polymerase II-specific; RNA polymerase II cis-regulatory region sequence-specific DNA binding. The coding region runs from base 1 to 1182 and encodes 393 amino acids. The record is from RefSeq and is a predicted model, not a curated record. Lineage: Eukaryota; Metazoa; Chordata; Leptocardii; Amphioxiformes; Branchiostomatidae.
AUGACUGGAGAAAGCUUCUCGGCACAGAUGAGCGGAUCGCCGGACGACAACCUGCCCCUGCACCGCUACGACACCAAGGACAACCCGACUCAGACCGGCAGCUUCCCGCCUGCAGAACACAGCGGCCGCGGGCUCAGCACCACGUCUCCCUCUGACAAGGCCCAGCCCGACACCGAGAAGAACACCGAGGCAGCCAGCGCCAACCGUCGGCGCAGGAAGCAGAGACCCGCCGGCAAGCCUCCCUACAGCUACGUGGCCCUCAUCACCAUGGCCAUCGUCAACUCUCCCGAGCGGAAAACCACCUUGGCGGGCAUCUACAAGUUCAUCAUGGACCACUUCCCCUACUACCGAGAGGCCGACAAGAAGUGGCAGAACUCCAUCCGCCACAACCUGACGCUGAACGACUGUUUCGUCAAGCUGGCCCGCCAUCCCAACCGUCCCGGCAAGGGCAGUCUUUGGGCGCUGGAUCCCGGGGCAGAGGGCAUGUUCGACAACGGCUCCUACCUCAGGAGAAGGAGCAGGUAUAAGAGAUCGCACCAGACCAACAACAACCUCCUGCCCGCCAGCUACCCGCCCCAGGUCCCCGUGCCGUCCUACCCACCGCCGCCCUACCCCAACAUGGCCCCCGUCACCGGCACCACCCCGCUCUUCCUCUCCACGUCCUACCCACAGACGACCUCGGCCCAGCCCUCGGCACACCUCGGCACGUCGUACCGAGGGUCUCCGUCCAGUACCGGCGUGAUGUCGGCCAGUCCGGACAGCUCAUCCACAGACGGCAGCGUGAGCGGAGGGUCGUCACCGGGCGGACAGACGUUAGGAUUGUCUCCGGUUGACAGCAAAGCCUUCCAGCAAGGACUCCUCCCCACUGCGCCACCUAGCGGCUUCACCAACACAACGGCCGCCGUGACGUCAUACUCCGCCACGUCCAACCCCAACCCCGCCGCUCUCUACCAGAGGUCGACCCCGCAGACACAUCCGCUCACCAACAACUCGUCCUACGGGCCGCCUCGCAGCGUGUACCGACCGUCUCCCUACACAGCCGCCGGUGCCGGGAACAGCUACCAGCAGACGGGGAUGUAUAACGGCUACUCCACGCCUCAGGGAAACAACGGCUACUACAACAUGAACUCUUUGUCUCACUUCCACGGUGGUAACAUGGAGAUGUAUGCAAACUGUUUGUAAGAUUAUCAUUUUGACACAUUGCACUAUAAGAUACAGAGACAGGUCAUAGACUUGAGUAUUGAGUAAACUACGAUUGCUUGAAGAUGAGUGGAUCUUUUCUGCCAACUUUGUAAAUCUCCCGGUCCUAGUUACACUGCAGUGAUUCUCGUGAUAUGGUACAUUGUAUGCAGUAUCUAUUUUUCGAUGGUUGUUCUGCUUAUGUUAGCAAUCUGUACCGGAUUCCUUUGUCCUAGACGCCAUUUGUAAAUGUUCUGUAAAAUAUGAUGUAAAUGAGAAAAUGUUUAUAUAUAUAUAUAUAUUUGUCAUUGAAAACGUUUGCAACCUUGGUUUUCAUUCCUGGACACAUGUUUAAGGACUUGACGAUGAAUCCUUAUGUCUGAUAUCCUUCUUGUAUG